Messenger RNA from Parnassius apollo (apollo), 411 nucleotides. The record is from the annotation of a GenBank genome assembly. Lineage: Eukaryota; Metazoa; Arthropoda; Insecta; Lepidoptera; Papilionidae.
AUGCACAAACUUAUCGAAUCAGAAAUUUGGCUUGCCUGUUCAGCAACUAGAAAUACUAAUAAUCAAACUCUUGAUUGCAUUGAUUGCAUCGAUUUAGCGUUGAAGUUGGGAAUUAAAUUAUGCCAAAGUCUUCCCGCCUUCCAUGCAUUUACAGGUUGCGAUUACACGGCAGCCUUUUACAACAAAGGGAAAGUAAAACCUUUUCAGCAAUUUUCGAAAAAUGAAAAAUAUCAAACAGUUUUUGCAUCAUUAACAGAUGCUGCUGAUAUUUUCAUUGAUGAAAAAAUGAAGACCGUUCAAGAAUUUACGGCUAGUAUGUACGGUAUCAGGAACUGCACCAGUGUGAAUGAUGCGAGACAUCGUAUUUUUAUGAAAAAUUACUCUGCAAAAGAAGACAGCGAGCACUUUUAA